AUGCAUAUUUGCGCCCCAUCAGGUCGCGCAGCCAAUUUAAACCUCACAAAACGACUCAUUCUUAGAAUCCCCGCUGUGCUUAUGCUGGCACAACCACUCAUCAGACUGUACAUUGGUAUGUGCCAAGAUUAUGAAACGCCGUCUGCCCAGCAUUGGCUGAAAUACGCGCGAAUCAUCCUUCCCAACACAUGGCUCGAAGGAACAACCAAUCAUGCCUCGUUGUUCUGGUCUACGUUCAUCGGAGCUUGUUUUACGCAAUGUGUGUCUAUCACUGCACGAAGCUUGGAACACAUACCAUCGGCGGAAGAUCCGUCAACGUUCAAUCUUGCAAGUUUUGCAUUCUUAUUACACGUGCAUUCGACGAAUCGUGCAUUUCUUCCCAAUGCACACGUAUACCUGAUUGUCAUCUCGCGCGUUUUGGAGCUGAUGGGGCUCAAUGUCCUACAAUGCUGGCGACGCCCACCCGUAUCGCGUCUUGUUUAUACAUCUGCACUGGGCGUACUGAUGACUAUGCACUACGUGUAUACGAUGUUAUACACGAACGAAUAUCCUAUCAUGCACAGCACGACGCGAUUCUUGGAGGCAUCUACGGCUGGGAUCAUUUUGCUCACGCUCUGUCUUCACGGGCUGACAGUCUUCAUGACCGAUGGGCAUGUGUCGGUGAACCGUCUUGUGUUUACAAGUGCAAAUAUGCCAAGAUCUACGGAUGAUUACACGAUAGCAGUUCUCAAGCUCGGCACCGCAUGUCUUCAUGCAACGAGGCUCACGGGUUUCUCACUAGAGCUCAAGACACUGGACAGGCCUUUGCACACUUACGUGGAACUGCAUCCUGAUGGUCGAUCGGUGCUUCAGCAUGGAAUCGUUGAUAUCGAGCAAAUGGAAUCUGAUGGUAUCAAUGGCUACGAGACUGAGGUCAAGAAUGUCCGUGUCGUGAUGAAUGAGGACCCGCCCGAGCUUGGUUCGCCUGUGCGUGGCGGCGAUAAGCUACGGGAGUGUUGGUCAUUCGUCAGUGCUCUGGGACAAGUUGUAAAGCAUUCCUUGUCUGCAGCCGCACUGCGGCUUGAACCCUACUGCCCACCAGUACCGGGAUUCAUCCAUAAUUUACCACGGUACGUUCGUCUCUUUUGGCAUGGAACGAACGGCGAGGCGCGUCGUGAGGCGCGCUUGCGGGCCGAACGAGAACACACAGCUGAGCUCGAUCGUAGAAACGAGCGCCUAGCAUCUCUCCAUGAACGUUUCUUGCACCGACAAAUCCAAAGGGCACCAACAGGUAUACAUGCUCCGCCUGCCUGGCUAGCGAUUGAAGAUCUUGAUCCUCUUGAACUGAUCUCGCUUGCAGAGAACGAAGCCGAAGACUUGCCAAUGUUUCAAGACGUACUUCUUAAACAUAUGCUGCGACCUGACCAUGCACCGCCCCUUACUCGGCGCGAGUAUCGGCAAUUGAUACACAAUGAAUCCCGGGCGCCAGCGCGUGAUAUGGCACUUUCCGACAUUGACCAUAGCACGAAGAAAAAUGCGUGGUCAUCUGCAGCUGCGUUACUCGCUCUUCCAGCAGGACCCGACUUGGCUACGGUCCAAACAGCCUCAGAUCGAAACACGCAACUGGCGCUCUUGCAUCUGUUGCAAGAGCGGCGACGAAUGGACGCCUCAAAAAACUCACGCCCAGAUCACGAACGCUCUAGACUAUGUGUUGUUUGCUGUUGUGAAGAAAGAACUGUGAUCAACUGGCCAUGCCGCUGUCUUGCCCUUUGCAAUGCAUGUCGCGAGAUUCUGGCGAACCAGCAAAAGAUCAUCUUAUCUCACGGGCAGAAUCGUGCUCGGACCGUUCAGCUGUGUCCUACAUGCCGCACGCCUGUCCUGGCCUUUUCUCGCUUGUACUUGCCAUAG
Molecule: messenger RNA, 1887 nt
Organism: Malassezia globosa CBS 7966
Lineage: Eukaryota; Fungi; Basidiomycota; Malasseziomycetes; Malasseziales; Malasseziaceae
Exons: 3
Coding region: 1-1887 (628 amino acids)
Biological process (GO): ubiquitin-dependent protein catabolic process; protein ubiquitination
Molecular function (GO): ubiquitin protein ligase activity
Source: RefSeq, a predicted model, not a curated record